AUGAAACCCAAAACAGAAGUCCUGAUCACAGGCGCAGGCCCAACAGGCCUUGUCCUCGCCCUCUGGCUACACAAACAGGGAAUAAAAACUCGCAUAAUCGACCAAGCAGGCGCACCCGCAAAGAACUCACGCGCACUAGUCGUGCACGCCCGAAUCAUAGAACUAUAUCGCCAGCUCGACCUUGCCGACAACCUCCUAGAAAUAGGAUACAAAUUGCCCGCAACAAACCUCUGGGUCCACAAACGACACAAAGCUCACAUUCCACUGGGUGACUUCGGCGACGAGCUGACGCCCUACCCGUUCAUGCUAACAGUUCCACAAGAUGAACAUGAACGCAUGCUUGAGAAAAGACUCAAUGAUCUUGGGAUCUUUGUUGAGCGACGGGUGAAGUUGCUUGGCUUUGUGGACCAUGGGUCUAACAUUACAGCGACACUUUUCAGGGAUGCUGAAGGUAUCUCGGAGACGUUUGAUGCGUCUUAUAUUGUCGGCUGUGAUGGUGCGCAUUCUGUUGUUCGACAUGCAAUUGGGGCCAAGUACGAGGGGGAGACAUAUAAGCCGCUUUUUUAUAUCGCCGAUGUUGAAAGUCGGGAUCAGACUCUUGCUAAUGGGGAGGGGCAUUUGAUGGUCUCGAAUGAUACUUUCAAUUUGAUUGUUCCUUAUAAUAAGGAAGGGCAUGUUCGACUUGUUGGGGUUACAAUUCCGGACAGCAGUGAUGAGACUCAACACCAUGCAUUAGCUGAGGAAGAGCACAAGAUUACCUUUGAUGAUGUUCAGCCUCAGAUUGAAGAGGCUAUGGAUCUGGAGAUUGAAAAGGUUAAUUGGUUCUCUACUUACCGCAGCCACCACCGCGUUGCUGAGAAGUUCCGGAAGAAUCGAGCUUUCCUUGUCGGUGAUGCGGCUCAUAUUCACAGUCCGGUUGGGGGUCAGGGCAUGAAUACUGGUAUCAUGGAUGCGAUCAAUUUGGCAUGGAAAUUGGCAACUGUCUUGAAAAAGGAAAUGGAUGAUGAAGCUAAGCACCAGCUGCUGGGAUCGUACGAUUCCGAACGUCGCGCCUUUGCUUUGAAGAUUGUUACAUCCACCGAUGCGGGUUUCACCACACUGACAUCGAAGGGAAUAUUCCCACACAUCCUUCGGAACUGGCUCAUUCCUUAUCUUUUACCGCUCGCAGUGAAAUUCGAACAUGCCCGGACUCAGAUCUUCCGCGGUGGAUCGCAGCUCAUUUGCAACUAUCGGGGUAGCAGUCUGAGUCAAGACGGUGCAACUGGGAUGGUGCAGUCUGGGGAUCGUCUUCCGUGGACCAAAAUGAGCCAGGGAGAUAACUUUUCCACGUUACGCGAUAUUGGCUGGCAGAUCCAUGUAUACGGGGAGACGCGGUCUCUUGGAGAAUGGGCCCAGCGGAGGGCGAUUAAGAUCUUUGUUUUCCAAUGGGAUGAGCAGUGUGCCAAGACGGGGCUUAUCAAGAAUGCGGUUUAUUUGCUGCGCCCUGAUCAUUAUAUUGCCGGGAUCUUUGAGGGCCCUGUUGAAUCGGAGCUUGAGAAUUACUUCUCUGCCCGGGGCCUGUAG
This is a messenger RNA of Penicillium nucicola, 1563 nucleotides long. RefSeq lists its product as uncharacterized. NCBI's taxonomy places the organism in Eukaryota, Fungi, Ascomycota, Eurotiomycetes, Eurotiales, Aspergillaceae. The transcript has a single exon. Gene Ontology annotation, molecular function: FAD binding. The record is from RefSeq and is a predicted model, not a curated record. Bases 1 to 1563 code for a protein of 520 amino acids.